This is a messenger RNA of Grus americana (Whooping crane), 6115 nucleotides long. RefSeq names its product microtubule associated protein tau (gene MAPT). Bases 534 to 3035 code for a protein of 833 amino acids. Gene Ontology annotation, biological process: neuron projection development; microtubule cytoskeleton organization. Gene Ontology annotation, cellular component: neuron projection. The transcript has 18 exons. The record is from RefSeq and is a predicted model, not a curated record. Gene Ontology annotation, molecular function: microtubule binding. Lineage: Eukaryota; Metazoa; Chordata; Aves; Gruiformes; Gruidae.
AUUUGUCAGGUCUCUCCAUUUGCUAAAGUGAUCAGAGGGAAAGUGGUGAAUUGGUUUUUCCCAUGCUCAGUGCUGCUGAGAAGCGAUGACCUCGCUGGCUGGUUCUUUCUGCUGAGUCACGGCCUGCUCGCUGCCUGUGCUGUCCUAACGCUGAGGGUGUUUCUGUCUCUGAUUUACAUCUUUGCAGUCCCGCUGGCCUUGGUGGGAGUUAGAGGGGUGUAUCGUGCUCCGAUUGCCUGUGAAAAUGAAAUCACCUGCCAUGGAAAACCUUGAUAGAGUUGUGAAACAAGUUGCAAAACUCACCUGUAAGGAGAAUGAGCUCUGUUCUAUGGGUGAAGAAACAGCAGUACGGGCCAAAAGGAAUGGAGGGGAAGAAAGAGCCUGGACUGAGAAUUGUAGGAUAAAUCCACAGGUCCUUCUCCCUGUAAAUGAAACCGCCCUAUGAACACGAAGUGGGCAGAGGAGCUCUGUGCAGUAAUUAAAGUCUAUGUCAGCUGUCAGCCUGCUGUGCGUACAGGUAACUUUGCUGAGAGAUGGCGGAGCAGCGUCAGGACGUCACCAUGAUGGAGGAUCACGCAGCUGGCCAGGAGAAGCACAUCCCAUCAGGCUAUCCCCUUCAGAUACCAGUCGAUGAUGGAUCGGAUGAGCCUGUUUCUGAAACAUCUGACGCUAAGAGCACCCCAACUACGGAAGAUGCCACAGCACCUUUAGUGGAGGAAGGAGACCACGAGGAUCAGGGUGGUGUCGAACAGCACGGGGAGAUCCCAGAAGGAACCACAGCUGAAGAGGCAGGCGUAGGAGCCACCCCCAACCUGGAGGACCACGCUGCAGGAGAUGCCGCUCAAGGGGAGCCAAGCUCUCCAAAGCUACAGCCUGGCCCUCAGGAGCGUGUGGGAGAUGCAAUAAAAAGAGAAAGCCAGCCCACAAAGCAGGUAGCUGGGGUUCUUCAGCAGCCUCUUCUGUCACAUGAAGCCAAGGCUACAGCAGCAGCACCCACCAGAAUCGAGGUCACCAUCCCAAUACCCCUGGAUAUGUACCAAGACUCCAGAGCAUCUGAAGAAAGAAAUGAGUUGUGGGAUCAUCGAGGCAGAGAAGGCAUUGGUGUGGAUCCAGCGCUGGGAGCAGCACUAGGUCAUGAUGUGCGCACUGAGGGCUUGGCAGGAGCAGAUGGCACAGAUGACUCCCACGUUAAAGAUGGGCCAUCUCCUUUAUAUACCAGAGCCCCAUUAAAAGAAGAUGCCAGUGGACAGGAAAGAGAUGAGGACCGUGAUAUUGAUGAAACUUCUGAACAGGAUUUGCUUUCCCUGGUGGGUCAGCAUGUUUCACCAGGACCUGAAACAGGCUUGUGUCCAGCAACAGCCAAGGAAACUCUUGAAGAAUAUGCCUUUGGAGAAAGCAAGUCCAAAGAUGUCCUCAGAGACAUACCAAGAGAGGCGCUUCUUGUUGACACUGAAUCACGUAAAGCAGGAGGGGACCAAGAGGAGAGGAGACAGCCAUUGAAGGGGGAAGAAGACACGGAUGUCACCCCAUCAGAGCCUUCUGAAAUCAUCUCCCAAAAAGAAGCUGAGCCUGGGGAGGGAGAAGAUUCUGGACCCUUGCUAGAAACAGCCAAACUCACCGCUGAGUUGAAAGAUGAUGUGGAAGACAAAGGUGCUCCUUUGGAAGAGGCUGUGCCAGAUGCAGGAGAAUGUCGGUCACCCAAGAAGAAACCUUCUGCUCAUGUUGCAGAUAAAGCCGUCAGUCGCGUCCCUCUCCUAAAAGGUCGUAUUGACAAGGAAGGGACUGAAGCUGAGGAAAAGAAGCCGAAGAAAUCCUCACCUUCCACUGCCAAACCCCCAGGUGAUAGACCCUCCAUCCCCCCCCAACGACACACCUCCUCUAGCACAACCCCUUCGAAAACACCCUCCAGCCCUGCUUCCACCUCUAAACGAGUCUCUUCUGUCACAUCCCGACCUGCCAGUACAGGAACACAAGAAAGGAAAGCCAAGGGCCCGGAGAUGAGAGGUGGCACGAAGACGGCCACGCCGCGCUCUGCAGCUGGGCAGGCUCAGAGGAACUCGACCAAUGCCACGCGCAUCCCAGCAAAGACACCCACGGCUCCCAAGACACCUCCCAGCUCCGGCAGAAAGGAGCAGAAAAAACCACCUCCUGCAGCAGCAAAGUCUGAGAAAGGUGAGCAGCCAAAGUCUGGAGACAGAAGCGGUUACAGCAGUCCCGGCUCCCCCGGGACUCCAGGCAGCCGUUCCCGCACUCCCUCUCUGCCCACCCCACCAGCCAGGGAGCCCAAGAAGGUGGCAGUGGUUCGCACACCACCGAAAUCUCCUGCAUCUGCCAAGAGCCGCGUCCAGCCAUCAGCCGCGCCCAUGCCUGAUCUGAAAAAUGUGAAGUCCAAAAUUGGCUCAACUGAAAACCUGAAGCAUCAGCCCGGAGGUGGCAAGGUGCAGAUUAUUAAUAAGAAGCUGGACUUUAGCAGCGUUCAAUCCAAGUGUGGCUCAAAGGAUAAUAUCAAACACAUCCCGGGAGGAGGCAGUGUGCAGAUUGUUAAUAAGAAGUUGGACUUUAGCAGCGUUCAAUCCAGGUGUGGCUCAAAGGAUAAUAUCAAACACAUCCCAGGAGGAGGCAGUGUUCAAAUUGUUUACAAGCCGGUCGACCUGAGCCAUGUGACAUCCAAAUGUGGUUCCCUGGGCAAUAUCCAUCACAAACCAGGUGGUGGCCAGGUGGAGGUGAAAUCUGAGAAACUGGACUUCAAAGAUAAGGUGCAAUCGAAAAUCGGGUCCUUAGAUAACAUCAGCCACGUCCCUGGAGGAGGAAAUAAAAAGAUUGAGACUCAUAAGCUGACUUUCCGCGAGAACGCCAAAGCCAAGACUGACCACGGCGCCGAAAUCGUUUACAAGUCCCCUACCAUCUCCGGAGAUGCCUCCCCGCGCCGCCUUAGCAAUGUCUCCUCCACCGGCAGCAUCAAUAUGGUGGACUCCCCCCAGCUCGCCACGCUAGCCGACGAAGUGUCUGCUUCGCUGGCCAAGCAGGGCUUGUGAUUGGGGCAUGGCGGUCGAAGAUGAGAGAAGACAAAAAAAAAAAAAACAAAAAUAAUAAUCUGGCCUUCUUCCUCUGUUCCUUUUACAGCUGCUUCCCCAUCCCCUAACUGGUUAAUGAUUUAACCUGCUUUUACUGUUCAUUCAGCUCUAGCUCCAGGACUUCAAAAAUCAGUGACACUAUGAGGUACAAAACCUGCUCUCCCCUUGCUCCUCGGAGCGCACAGCCUGUGCCUGUCCCCCAUGCCCUCCCCUUGUCCCCCAUGAGGUCCCUCACUAUCCCGGCCCUGCCUGGGGCCACCUGCCCUGGCAGAGACCCCCCCCCCCACUGCCCUGGGAAAGUGGGGGGGGGGGGAGGGGGGGGGAGGGGGGGUAGAGGAGGGCAGCCACAGCAUGAUGCUGACCUGAGCACCCCACACGGCAGCGGGAGGGCCUGACGGGAAGGGGAUGGCACCAUCCCGCACUCGCCCCCAGCGUUGCCUGGGCUGGAGGUCUGGCCUUGCAGGCAGCCCAGGUAGUGGGUGCUGCAGCCAGGGACUGCAGGGAGGUGCCCCCCUUUCUGCAUUAAAUUUGCCUGCUGAAUUGGAAGAAACCUUUUGUUUUUACCUCCGAAAGCCGAGAUGUGUAUGAAGAUAACUGCCAGGUAUCCCCAAACCUGCUCUCAGCUCCGGCAGCUGGAGUACUGGUGAGGCCGAGGUAUCCCAUUGCGGAAGGGGCCCCGGACGGCUGUUCCCCUCUCCGUGGCUGUGCUGGAACCGCUGAGUGGAUGAGUAGAGGCUUUUCCCCAUUCCUUUGGCAGCCCCUCGUGUUGUAGAGUAGAUUUGUCUGUAUAUGCUUGGACCGUGCCAGGGUGAUUGUUUUCAUAAACGAGCAUGUGUUUAAAAAAAAUAAAAAUGCUGUAAGUAGUUUUGAGCUGCCCCACGCCAGCUCUGCCGCAGCUCGGCCAGGAGGGUCCAAGGGGGAGCUUUGCUGAGCUCCGGGUUGUGCCCAGACCUGGCCCCGGCGCCGCAUGUCUGCCGGGCACAUGGGUGGGUGCAGAGCUGCUGCCCUGCUCCCUGGGAGGGUUGGGGGGGCUGCGUUGGGGGCAUCCCGGCUCUGCGCACCUCCCAGGGCCUGGGGACACUACACGAGGGGUGCUCGCAGCUCCAGGGCUGGCAUGGCCCCUGGAUUUGGGUGCAGCUUGUAACAUUUUUGGGUUGUUCUUUUUUUUUUUUCCCCCCCCCCCCCGCAAGGUCAGCUAAGAGAUCGCGGAAGUGGCGGCUCGAUGGCUCUGCUGUUCUCAUGCCGUUGGCAGCGGUAGGAGACAACCGGGAGGACGCGAGGGGAAGGCACGAGGGAGGUUUUAGCUGGCGCGUGGUGGUGGCAGCUCCCCCAGGGCCCAUCCUGAGCUUGGGGACCAGAGGCUGCUCCGGGCACUGAACCCUCCCCACCGCUCCGGGGUGCUCUCCUGGUUUGCAUUUGCAGCAUGUUACCCCUCAGGGUGUCCCCUUCACCCAGCACUAGCCCUCCCCCCCCCAGCACCACCCAGGGGAAAAGAGCUGAUUGAGCCAUUUCUUUUGCUACUUUUGUUCCUGUGGCACCCUAGGGAGCGCGAGGGGGUGGCCUGGGGCUGUGUGGCACCCAUGGCCGUCCCUUCCUUCUACAACCAAAGAGGCUGAGGUGCGAUCAGCGCAGCUCAGUGUGUGUUCUCCCUCCUCGUCUCCCCCCCCCGAGAGGCACCAGCCGCGCUGCGGGGAUAGAGCUGGCAAUGGUGGGGAGGGCGGAGGGGUGCCCGGGGGGGGCCGCAGGCCAUGCACCCCAAGGGCCGCACUGCAGGGAAGGGGGGGCCAAAAUCCUGGUCUGACUUGGGGGGCUCACCGGCGCGUGGGGCACCCAUCGUCCUUGGGACAGAGGCCAAGGCUGUUUGGAGCUGUUAAGUGGGGCAGGGCAGCAGUUCCUCCCUGGACAGGCCCCGCUCCCACCCUGCGCAGGAGCCAAUGAACCUGCCGCGCUGCUGCGGCCUUGGCACACCCUGUGCCGGCUCCACCGGGGUUUUCUGAACUGUGCUGGGCUGCUGCUGCUGCAGGGGGACAGCCCGAGCAGGAGGGUGUCUGUCCAGCGCUGGAGGAGGACGGUUGUGUCUGGUGGGAUGGUGGUUGGGAGGGGAGGGGGGUCCAACCCUUGUCUCUGCAGCCCCAGGAGCUGCUUUACUGCUGGGGAGAGGCUGGCCCAGCACCAACAGGAACAGCCCAAGCAAAAGCCCAUGUCCAGCUUGUCACUCGCUCUGUUUCAGUUGACUCUACGAUUGUAAGACUCUGUACUCCAGUCCGUGACUUUGUAUCGCUGUAGGACAUAGGAGCUGCUGCGGUAUUUUUGUCCUCUGUAAAAUGAGCAAGUGGGAGAACCACCGAAUGCCGGUCACCCCUUUUAACCCUUUUUGGCUGCAAGAUGGCACAUAGCUGAGCUUGCCCAUCCCGGGCCUGCGCCACCCCCGGCCCCUCAGUGCGGCACCUGAAGGACACCGACACCCCAGGCCAGGGGCGUCCUCGGCGUGCGGCGAGCUCCAGCGAGCAGCCCCUUCCCGCUGCCGACGUCCUCGGCUGAGCACGCGUCACCAGCCCCGUCUGCCGUCCUUCUUGCACCCCUGCAGGGGCCACCGGGGGUCCCGGGACCGCCCUUUCCAUGCCCUGCAGCUCCCGCUGUCCCCUUCCAGCAGCCCGAGCCACAUCCCAGCCCCGACCCCACAUUCAGACCCAGGCCUGAGGGUUCCCACGAGCAGCUGGACAGACUGACCCAUGGCUUUUCCUUUACUCCACACACAUCUUGGUCUGAAAAGGGUUAAAACUGGCACUGAUUCAAAAACCCAUGUUUCUGCACUCAAAACAAAAACGCUUGUUAAAUGAACUCCCCGUGUCAGACUGCCGGUGGUGCUGGCAGCCCCGUGUUCCCCUGUGCUGGGGAGGGGAGGAGGGAAGGUUUGAUCUCAGUGUAUCAUUCUAGCUUAGCUUCUGUCUGUGAAUGUCCAUAGUGUAUCGUGCGUUUUAACAACUGGUUUACACUGUUGCCGUAAAAGUGGAUUUGGAAAUAAAGUCAUUACUACGAUA